AAUUAGUGGGGGGCCCUUAAUACAUCUAGGCCAAGGGGCCCGAAAGUUCAUAAUCCGUCCAUGCAUAUUAUAAUGGUUGGAUGUUGGUAGUUCACACAGGGCAUUCCACUUGUGAACCUCUGGUGGGCCUGUGGAAAAGAGCGGGAAAAGAUAACACCCUUCCUCCAAAUUGGAAAAACUGGGAGAUGUUCAUGCAGCUGACUGAGAUGAUACCCAUGGACGAGAUUGGGGAACUGGGAAUCUUGGGAAGCAGUAAUGGGAUAUUAAUGACUUUGCAAUAAGAAAGAGUUGGAUAUACAGAUGUGUGCAGAUAUAGAUGUGUGUCUAGUGUAGUGCACUGUUUUGGGAGGAGGUCUUGUGUUGACUCUUGUGUUGACUCUUUGUGCAAAAUAUAAUGGGGAUGCGCAAAAGGAAAUAUAAGAGUGUAAAACAUAAGACUUUUUCACUUUCCUUUUAGACCUGCCAGUGCUCGGCACUCAUCAUGCAUCCUCAGUCCUACCAAGAAACUCAACAAUAUCAAAACCACUACGACUGUUCUAUGAACCGCAACUACUAUGGGCUGUCUGUUGAAAACCCACAGCUAAAUGGAAGCCAAAUCCCAAGUUCCAAUUUAAACCAGCAUGCCAAUUUCGGAUCCAGUCAGCAUCACCAUUCUUUGCAGCAUGAAACAUGCUCCCCACAUAGUAGUUACCAUGGAAAUGGAUGUCAUGGGACAUCUUUACCCAAUCAGAAUCAUCUGUGUCCACUUGAACAUUCAGCCUCAGCCCCAACUUCGGGUCCUUGCAACAGUUUCUCUGGAUGUAGCAUGCCACUGGGCGGUUCUCAGAAUUCCCAAAUAGUACAGUCACACCAGGGAGCUGUGGUACAACCGACACACAUACCCUCUUCAAGAACAUCACAGGACUGGCAUCCAAGGAACAGCCCACUAACCUACUUGAGACACAGUACACCCCAACUUCAACCAGAAUCAACACAUGGCUGGCAUUUACAGAACCACUCACAAAGUAAUGGGAACGGCACAGUCAUGCUAAACAGAGGAUUACAAAUGUUAAGUGGCCAACUUCAGGCCCCUGUUAAAAAUCUUAAUGUCAACAGAUCAUCUCUCCCAGCCCAGCCCCAGACAUUACAGUUAGAACACCCUAGCUGUCAAGGUGUACUUCAAUAUCUACUUCUAUUUCCGGCUACCAAUAUCUGUUGCUUAAAAUACCAGCUCUAUGCAAUUUGGCAUGCCUUAUGUGAAAGGCAGAAUAUGCAGCAGUUUUGCAAACAAGGUCAUGUUCAAAUGCCUGUUGUCAAUAAAUGCUGCCGAUCAUGCCUAUACCAGGUUGUGCGGAUCAUCUCUCAUAAAAUGAAGACAAUAAUGACAAUGACCCACCACAGCAAGCAUCAGCAAUAUAUUCAAAUGAAUGGUGUGUUGAGUACCAAAGGCCAUGCAUUAAAGCCGCUUGCAGAUGGUGGCAAAUUGAAGACAUGUGAAGACGUUCCACUGAAAUGUGGUGAUGACCUCCCAUUGCUAAUAAAAGACAUUCAGCCCCUUGCUGUUGAAGAAGUAACAGAAGAGGCAAUAACGGCAUUAGACACUGACUGUUCAGCUAUGAGGAAGUUGUCAACAAAUGUAAAAUCAUCAGAAGAUGGCAGUUGUCUUAAAGAUUAUUUCACAGGUGGUCAAGGCACAACACACCAAGAGUUUGUACUCUACCCAAGUACGGAGUCCGCAAUCUGUUCAAGCACAUUGUCUGCAGUCUGCCCAAACUUAGACUCUGUGAUCAACCUGUCCCCUGAGAACAAAGAUACUCCCAAGAACCAAAACAAUGAAGAAUUAAACCAACCUGAUGAUCUCUUUGAUGUGCCUAUAGUGACUUUCAGACUGGAAAUGUUGCAAAAAUUGGUGGCAAGCCUGGACCCAAAAGGAGAAGAAACAAAAAAAGAUGAACGCAGCAUGAACAAGAAUGAACUAGAUUUUGCACCUAGUAUACUUGAUCUGUAUUGGGAUGGCAGCUAUCACAACUACAUUGAGGCAGAACAAGGAGGUACAUUUGCAAAUAUAUUGAAGGAAGCUGCAGAGUUUGACACAGAGGAAGACAAGAAGAUAUUUGAUUCCAUAAAGGUCGAGGAUUUAAAUCAGCUUCAGCAAAAGGGCCACAUUCUUACAAAUUGUUUUGAUUUUGAUUCUGCUACCAAAGUAGAUAUGUCAUCAUGGAGAAACAUGAGUGAUAACUCAUUGGAUAUUGACAAAGAAUUGGCAGAUGGGUCAUUUCCAGAAAAUUGCCAUGAAAAGUCACUUGAGAGAAGCUUGCUCAAUAACCUCCAGAACUUGGGCAAACAUUUAGGCCAGGACCUUAUCAGUUCUAAACCAGAAGAUCACCCGUCAUCAACUAUUAUCAUUGAUGACCAGUCAUAUGAGUCUGAUCAAGACUGCUCUAAGACUUCAGAUGACCCCAUGCUGCCAACUAAGAUAAUACUGCUGCCACCAAAUGAGUUAAAGCCUCUUCCAAAACAAACAUACAAAGACUCUGAUAGUGCGUGUGGUGUUGCAGCACCUUCAACCUGCGUUGAUGUUAAUUAUUCUGAGAUGAAGUUGGUACCAGACGAUUCUGUGAACUCACAGGAUCAAAAUGAGGUUUUUCCUGAAGGUGGUUGCAGAUUGUCAGAAAAUCUCUCUGAAGAGGUAGAAACACCAAACAAGGACUUUCCCAAUAGCCCAGAUGAUUCCAUACUGUCCAUAAAAUUGCCAUCUGUGAAUGAAAUAAAGAAGGUGGAUUUAGACAAUUUGUAUCGGGACCUUGUGAGUUCUCCGCAGAAAGACCCCCCCUUACCUAUUAUUCUUGAUGAGCAUUCAGCCCGUCUUAAGAGUCCAGCUGAUCCCGCACUGUCAAUGAAGAUAACGGUGCUGUCAAUGGAUGAGGUAAAGGCAUUGUCAGAGGAAUUCUGCAAAGACUCUGAUGACGGUGUACAUGACUGUUGCUCUGUCUUCUCCCAUCUGUCUUCUCCCAUUUGUCUUGACAGUGAAGAUGAUGAUUCUGAGGUGAACUUGGGCCCAACUUGUCAGAUGACCAGAGAUCUGAGUCAAACAUCAAAUCAAGAACUGAUUGCCAUACUUGAUGGAGAAGAAGAAAUACUGUCCUUUACCUCCAUAAAAGAUGUGUUAAAACAAGCCAAGACAAGCAGUAAAAAAAGAAAACAAGAUGACCACUUAACAAAGACAACUGGAAAAGAGCCAACUAAUCCCCUUAUAGAUAGAAGGAAGGGAAAUGAAGUUCAGAAGCCCCAGCAACACCUGCAAAAGGAAUACAAUCAUCCAAAACUAAGCCGUUGGUCAUCCAUUCAUCAAAAGGUUUCCAGGAAGGACUCUGCUCAUACAGCUCACCAGCCAGCAAAGCCACAUGGACUGGAAACUGUUGCUAAUUCAUCCCCCUGUGGGAUUAAAGCCAGCCAUCCCAUCUCUUCAUCAGCACCCAUUAGGAAAAGAAAGUUCAGUGAAAUGAAGGAAUCAAGUUCACUGGACACAGUAAAGGGUUGGGAGCCUGGAAGGCUAGGUGCAAAUUAUGGACUUCAAAGCAGCAGCCCCACCAGCAUUCUCCAAUCAUUGCCCCUCAAAAAAAGAAUGCGAUCACUUGGUGAAUUUGGGAAUUCAGUCAAGUUGACAGAUAUCAUGGUUCCCUCAAACCACUCACCCGUUAAAGGGACUAAGACAUUUAGUAAUUCCCAAGACACUGGUGUAGACACAGAGCUAACAGACAGCAAAAUUCAUACAGAUGAAGCUGUAGGCCUACCUACUACUUCAGAAGAUAUUGUUUUGAAUUUGGCAGGGACUUCAAAUGUUUCAGAAUUACAAAAGUCUUCACGUGGGUGCAAGAAAAGGAAACCUGUAACUUUGAGGCUGUUUGGAGCCCACCUUGAAGACUUAAAUAGAACAACUCAGCAUUAUACAGAUUGUGACCGUAAUAUACCAAUUCAACUUUCCAUUAUGCAUUCCUUGGAAAAGAACUCUAUAAAGGACAAGGUCAGAAAAAGUUGGGAGGACUGUUUUGUGCCCACUCCUGGGAAAUCCAAAAGACUAUCAGGUCCAGAAGGUGUGUACAGAAAAAAGAAUGUGCAUGUAGGACCAGUAGAGCAUCAGAAAUCACAAGGAGCACCUGGAAAGGACAAGGAGGAGCAGCAAUCAUUUGCCAAGGAACACCAGUCAGAACACAGGAAACAUGCCAAACACAUAUCUGCCAGUCUAGGCAGUUGAGGUGGAGGUGAUGCAAGGGUCCAAGAAGAUAUUGCAGAUAAGAUGACCUAAAAUGACUAUGUUGUGUUCAUCAUUGUUGUGUACAGCACUCCAUUGAUUUCUAAAGUAAAGUGUCUGGUACAACACUGUUGCAAAGUGGAUUUGAACCCAAGCCAACCAAUUGUCCAGGCAUUGUUAAUUUACUCUUUAAUUUUGUGUUUAAUUUUCCAUUUUACUGAAAUAAGUAACAAACAAAUAGAGCAUAUGGACAUACAAAAAAUGUAUUUGAAUCUUAGUAUGAUGAUGUAUUACUCCUCUGUUAUAGCAAAUGUGGAUAUUAUGAAACAGUUUUGGUCAGUGAUUAUGAUACAGCUAUACAUUAAUAUACACUAACCAAAACCUUGUUGCUGUUGUGCUUCUCGGCAACCAUGCUGCUAUAUUUUGCUGUGUAACCACAUUCCCAGAUAGCAAGAGGUUGGCGGACCACUAUUGGCCCACUGGGGGCAGAUCUAUUGGUCCACUGGCGUUUUGCUCAUUGGUUUUCUGGCAGUCCGCUGGCGGGUUGCCUACCUAUGCCCCAGUAUUUUGCCAGUAUUGGUCUAAAAUCUUUUUCAUGUAUUCAGUUAUAAUGAAUCCAUCAUUUUAACAACAUUUCAUGUAAUGUCUUAAUAUUCAUAAAAAGUUACAUUUAAAGAGAUGGUCGCCCCCUCAUUGGUCCAGCGUGGGAAGUCACACUAGUUUUGCGGUGAUUUUCCACAUAAAUAUUUUGUACAUAACUCUACAUUUGAUAUUGUUUUCAAGCUAAUUCUUGCAUUCCAAUGAUAAUGCUAUAUUUCAUGCAUGCAUUUACUGUAUGCUAAAAUGCUGAAGUUUUGUGCAAAAAUGUAAGCUAGCUGUCACACACAACCCGAUAUUCAUGUGACAUUUCCAGUAGGCAUAUUUGUAUGUAUAUUGUUGUCAGCAACAAAUAUGAAAGAUGACAUAGGGAGGGAAAGUAAUCUCAUUGCCACCUACUGGUUGCGUUCCUAGAGUUGAGCGGAGUGGAUGGGAUUUGUUUUUGGAAAAAAUAUAUCUUGGUCAACAUUGGGAACUUAGUUUAACUUAGUUAAAUACACAUCUACAAUUGUGAAAACCAAUUUACAAGUUACAAAUAUG
Alosa sapidissima (American shad) is the source of this 5368-nucleotide messenger RNA. RefSeq lists its product as uncharacterized. The transcript has 2 exons. The record is from RefSeq and is a predicted model, not a curated record. NCBI's taxonomy places the organism in Eukaryota, Metazoa, Chordata, Actinopteri, Clupeiformes, Clupeidae. Bases 482 to 4234 code for a protein of 1250 amino acids.